Messenger RNA from Cephus cinctus (wheat stem sawfly), 7542 nucleotides. It is a transcript of the gene Ae2, whose product is annotated as anion exchange protein 2. Gene Ontology annotation, cellular component: plasma membrane. Lineage: Eukaryota; Metazoa; Arthropoda; Insecta; Hymenoptera; Cephidae. Gene Ontology annotation, molecular function: solute:inorganic anion antiporter activity; monoatomic anion transmembrane transporter activity. The transcript has 10 exons. The record is from RefSeq and is a predicted model, not a curated record. Gene Ontology annotation, biological process: monoatomic anion transport; transmembrane transport; bicarbonate transport. Bases 861 to 4658 code for a protein of 1265 amino acids.
GCGCCUUUCGAAUUUUAAAUGGCUGUCACAACGGAAUCUACACAGUAGCUAUGUUAACACCUUGUCAAUAAUAAGUCAUUCAGAACUAACAGCUAUAUUACAACGCCGGUAUCUAGAAAUAAUGACUGUACUUUCUCACGGGCUGGCUCGCAUCGUUUAAAGAAUUUUUUAACUAGAUUAUAUAUAUGCAAAUCAUUUACUAUAUAAUGGGAGAAAUCUAGAAGAAGUCAAAGACAAAUUCGGAGCGGACCGUUAAUGUUCCGACCGAGUGGGCCGGUUCUACCGUCCAUACGAUGCAUAGGCGUAGAAUCGGUUAUAGCUAGACUGGAGAUAUCUGAGUCUGACUGGAAAUACGAUUCCUGCUCCUUUGUAAACGCGCCACAACAUGCCACUGUAAAAUCCCAAGGGAAGUCCGUCGGGAGGCCGCAACCGCAAGCGGUCACCAGUCUGUAUCCGAAGCAGCUGCAGGAUAUACCGUAGAUUUUUGUAUUAGCAUCGUCCUGUUUCGUAUACUUUUAUCCGUUUCAGAACUUGGUUACACGUUUAAAAAAUUUCAACCAGUUUUGCACCAUUAUUACUUAAACUGUUGCUCUCUCAAAUAUACACUCGAAAAUGUUUCCCACGGGACAACGUGUCGUGAUAAUCUGAGUGAGGAUACGCGUGGUGGAUAAACUCUUUGUUUGCUGUACUGGACGAAGACGCCGAUAACGCGUGUCAACUUUAUCGUGAGCUUCAGCAUACGAGUUGCAGCCAGCAGGACGGAGCUGCCAUCACAGCGACUCCUCCACAUGUGGACAUCCCCGUCCCAACUUAGGAUUGGCCGGGCACCUAGGAAAAAGUCGACGCCGUAAGUGGACAGCAUGGACAACAUUGACAAGAGGACACCGGGCACUAGGAGGAAGCUUUCCUUUCUUGGAUUUGGAAGACGAAGUUCGACCGACGGACAUGGCACUGAAGCGGGACCGCAACUUGACGAGGAGAUGGAGAAGGUUUUUGCCAUGGAUUCCGGCGAGAAGUUCGACGUAGCCCGAUUAGGCUCACCGUCGGAAUCCGCGGGUUCGGAUCGAGAACGUGAUCGCGGAGCGCCACCUAGGUACAACGAUCUUGACGUUAAUCAACACCGUAAACGAAGUUACCCACAUCCUCAUAUGCCAUUGAAGAGUCUACACUCGAGAUCUAUGCGCCGACACCUCUCGCCUGAGGGUUCCGGGACGGAAAUCAGUCCAGACGAAGACAGCGCGGGUAACGUGCCAACCGGUACUGGAGACGUUCAGGGUGCCGAUCAUUUUGACAACACGCCAGUGAGCGACAACGUCGGGGAUGAAGACACUUUCGAGGAUGGCGAACAAGUCCUCAGCAGCGAGAGCGAAGCUCCAAUUUCCGAAAGAGCAGCUUCAGGAAUCACUGAGAGUCCUGGCGUGGGUAUUCCAAGAGUCCAGUUUCAAAAGAUUCGAGAGGAAGGUGCCGUGAGUCCACCUCCGGAGGAUAUUCCUAGCGAGGAGGACAGGAAGACACGCAGACAUCAGAAACACGAGCACAAGAGACAUCAUCACAAGUCACGCAAGUACUCCCUCCAAGAGGAUCCACAAUGGAGAAAGCGUUCAGGGGCUGGUCUGCCGGAUGGUACGGGCCCUCUCGGAAGAAGAGUCAGCGUACAGCCGGAAGAAGCGAGUACACUUCAGGAGCUAGACAUCGACGGCCUGGAGUCUCACAGGAGCGACGAUCCAAGGGGCAUGAGACGUCACAAGGCGGCUCACUUGACCGUCCAGAUCGGACGCAAGAAGGAAGGCGGAAUUCCGCACGAGACCUUCAAGAAGAUGUACGAUCACUCGCCCCACGAGGUCUUCGUGCAGCUCGACGAGCUUCACGGCAUCGGCGAGGAAAGGGAAUGGCGUGAAACAGCUCGAUGGAUAAAGUACGAGGAGGACGUCGAGGAAGGCGCCGACAGGUUCGGUAGACCCCACGUCGCCUCUCUCAGCUUCCACUCGUUACUGAAUUUACGUCGUUGCCUCGAGACCGGCGUGGUCCUUCUUGAUCUUGAGGAACGAGAUCUGCCUGGAUUGGCUUAUAGAGUUGUCGAACAGAUGGUCGUCGAGGAGCUGAUCCUGCCGGAGGAUCGUCCUGUCGUUAUGAGGGCUCUCCUUUUACGGCACAGGCACGUUCACGAGAACGAUCGUGGGUUUCGAUUUGGUGGUAAACGCAACUAUUCCAGCUACACCAGUCUGCAGUCUAUCUGGCUGGAGGAAGAGGAGGCCGCGCGAGAAGCCGCUGAGAACCAUGUAACCCGACAUAAUCUGAACGACUCAAAGCCGAAGAUCGUUUCCUCGAAUCUGGCCCUUGACAACAACCACACUACCGUGGACAUGAAGGAGGAACUUACUUUUACGAGUAGCACCGAGGAUCUCAAAAAAGGGCAUAACGAUCAUAUCCUGAAGAGGAUCCCUGCUGGCGCCGAAGCGACGGUCGUCCUGGUCGGUGCCGUCGAGUUCCUGGAUCAACCAACAAUUGCGUUCGUUAGAUUAGCGCAAGCUGUCUUCAUACCGUCCAUCACGGAAGUUACUAUACCAGUGAGAUUUAUGUUUAUCCUUCUUGGACCGAGGAACGUUGAUCUGGAUUACCAUGAGAUUGGUAGAUCAAUUUCUACUCUGAUGGCCAACACGUCCUUCCACAAAGUCGCUUACAAGGCUACCGAGAGGAGAGAGCUGUUGUCAGCCAUCAACGACUUUCUGGACGAUUCCAUUGUCCUUCCUCCUGGCGAUUGGGAGAGGCAGGCACUGUUGCCAUUUGACGAGCUCAAAGCUAAGAGCGAAGCCAUUAGAAAACGGAAGGCUAAAGCACUUGAAAAGAAAAGUAAACCAGUGCAGAGUGAGGCGGCUCUCAAGAAAGCACUUCUGGCUGGUGAAGACGGGAAGAAACCUCCAGAUGACGGGGAUCCUUUACGACGUACUAGGCGGCCAUUCGGUGGGCUCAUAAAUGACAUCAAACGACGUUAUCCGUUUUACCUAUCGGAUUUUACCGAUGGUAUCAAUUCGUCCUGCCUUGCAGCGGCGAUGUUCAUGUAUUUCGCCGCACUGUGCACGGCCAUAACAUUCGGUGGUCUCUUGAGCGACAAGACCCGCAACGUCAUCGGGAUCUCCGAGACCCUGGUAUCCUGCUGCUGGACUGGCGUGAUAAUGGCUCUAUUCGCUACUCAACCCUUGGUUAUCAUCGGCACAACAGGACCCCUGUUACUCUUUGACGAGAGUCUCCACAAAUUUUGUUUGGCGAAUGAACUCGAAUUUCUCACUGUGAGAGUCUACGUCGGUGCCUGGAUGGGAGUCAUCGCCCUAGCCAUCGCCUCUGUAGAAGGUUCUGUUCUAGUAAGGCUGUUCACACGCUUCACGGAAGAAAUCUUCACUGGAUUGAUCUCGUUACUUUACAUUGUGGAGACAUUCAUCAAGCUAGUUAAUUACUUCAAACGCCAUCCACUUCUUCAUCAAUACUGUUUUGCCCCUUUGCUUAACGAUACGACCACCCCGACGCCAUACAACGUUACGGAAUUGGUAAUCGCAUCUGACAUGGGAAACUCCACGGUCGAUUCCAUGGAAUACAAUCAUCUGAUACCGAGCUCCGAUCCAGCAGGGUUUAUCAAUCAGCCUAACACUGCUCUCAUGUGCACGAUAUUGUGCCUGGGUACCUUCCUCGGGGCGUACUACCUUCGAAUCUUCCGUAACAGUCACUACCUGGGCCGUAGUGCCAGAAGAGCCUUUGGAGACUUCGGAGUCCCUAUCAGCAUCGUUCUUUUUGCUAUCAUUGAUUAUUUCGCCAAUGUCGAGACGGAGAAACUUCAAGUACCAGAUGGUUUGGUACCUUCGGAUCACACCAGAAGCUGGUUCGUAUCUCCUGCUGGAAAGGAGAAGGCGAUUCCUCUCUGGAUGGCUUUGGCUUGCUGCGUUCCAGCGUUUCUCGUCUAUAUCCUUGUCUUCAUGGAAACUCAAAUCUCUGAACUCAUCAUUGACAAGAAAGAACGUAAGCUUCGCAAGGGUAAUGGCUACCACAUGGACAUCGUAGUAGUUUGUUUAAUGAACGUCGGCUGUGGUCUUAUGGGGGCUCCAUGGUGCUGCGCAGCCUCAGUGCGCUCCUUGACCCACGUUUCAGCAGUGACGGUAAUGUCCCGCACUCACGCACCAGGAGACAAACCCCAUAUCGUCGAGGUGAAGGAACAGCGAGUGAGUGGGCUUCUGGUAGCAAUCCUGGUCGGUGUGAGCGUCCUGAUGGCUCCUUUACUAAGACGCGUUCCCAUGGCCGUCCUCCUUGGGGUGUUCCUCUACAUGGGUAUUUCGUCGACUAACGGAGUCCAGUUAUUCGACCGCAUCAAACUCUUCUUCAUGCCAGUCAAACAUCACGGUACCGCUAACUACGUGCGCAGAGUACAAACUUACAAGAUGCACAUCUUCACCCUAACACAAAUCCUGUGCCUGGCCAUUCUAUGGGUAGUGAAGAGUACCAAGGCCGCUCUGGCACUGCCGUUCUUCCUCAUCCUGAUGAUCCCGCUACGAGCUCAGAUGAGACACUUCUUCACCGCCGCGGAACUUCGCGCCUUGGACAGCAAGGAACCCGAACCCGAGAAGAACGAGGACGAACCGGACUUCUACGAAGAAGCACCUCUCCCUGGUUAGAUUGUGCCUUAGCUUAGCUUAUCCAACCUAUUAUCCGUUAUCUUGUUACUAGCGAAACGUUACCUAUUACCUCUCCCUCACGUUGUACUUUCUGUUAUGUCUUCAUAAUGGUAUUCUUAGGGUGGCUCAAAUGAAUUUAAUGGAUUUUUUCAUUAAAGUCUAUUUCGGUGCGAAUGGAAAGGUCUAUUAUAGCGAGAUAUACUUUUAAGCUUUCUGCGUCAACGAACGUGACGAUCAUAUUCGCGAUUCCUAAUAAUUUGUAAGAAACGGUAUUAGCGAGCUAUGAUCGUUUAUUUGUUGAUGAGGUACAUGAGGAUAUCCUGUUGUAUGUAUCAUACGUAGUUUGUAAAUAGUUAACUAAUUAACGUAGAUUUUAAAUUUAAUUAGCGGCACAGCUCUUGCGAACUUAAAUUUAUCUUCUACAAUUCAAUAUUCUUCUACAUACUUCACCAGUAAUUCAAUGAAGGAGUAGUACCUGUGGUCGCGUUAUGAUCGUGUCGAGUCUUAUGACUUUGUAUAAGAGUAAUUCGUAUACGUGGAUAUUCACGGAACGUGGGGAGUGCCAAAAUCAUGUAUAACGUGGUGCUAUCGAUGCUAAUAUGUCCAUCAUGGCCAGAAUAUUUUUAGUAUUUUCGAACAAGUCGUGAUGACAUUUUUUUAUUUCAUAAUCUUUAACAAUCUUGUCCGAAAGGCCAAUUGAAGAAACAACCGGAUAAAUAUUGUAUCGUGUAACUUUGUUCUUUCAGCGAAAUCUAUAUUUUUUCAUCUAUCAAUGAUAUAAAAAAAAAAGAAACAAUCCUCAAUGUGAAAUUUAAAGAAUUAAGGUAUUUACUGUUGCUACCAGAUAAUAAAAAGGUAAUCAAUUUCCAAGAAAUAAGUUUCCUGGUGCUACUACAAAUAUUUAGAAGUAGAGAGGACAUGAGGACAUAAGAAUUUUAUCAUAUUUGACGAAAUUUUUCCUCUACCAUGAAUUGUUCUGACCAUAUUUUUCAUGUGUACCUUAUCCACGCUACCUCCAUGGAUCCGACUAAGGGAUUCCAUGAGAUCAAAUAAAAAUCGUAUAUUGUUAAGUUUAAAGAUCUAUCAAAUCGAUAUGGCCUGUUUGGAUAGUACUUAGCGUCUCUCGACGUAAUUUUACACAAUUUUAGCUGUCAGCAGCUAAUAUCAUUUCUUUUGAGGUGAUUACCGCCAAACAAAAACAAUAUAAUUUUCAUAAUCUAUACGAUUCGAAUGUACUUAUAUGCGUUGGCUAGGGAUUCAAGACGUGUAGACCAACUAAAUGUACUUACAAAAUUGUUCUUAUCAGAGGCAAAUAUUGAACGAUGAAAAAUUGUGAAAGGAAGAAAAAUAUUACUCGAAAACUUAAUGAAAUUAGAGACAAUAAAAAAUGAUGUGGCAGAAGAGACAUAUUAUAAGUAGAAGUGACCAGUGGAUAUAUUACAUCGUGACAGUUAAAAAGAACAAUCUAUUAAAAUCAUUUUGACAAUUGGCAUAUAAAACAAUUUUAAACAACAAACGUAUUCAAUUUUUUUGAAAUAUCUCGAUGACACUCGUUAAAGUUUUGGCCUUUGGUCUAUUUUUUUUUCUUCCAAAAUUGAUGUGAAUAACUUAUGUUCAUGUGCGCAUUAAGAUUCAUUAAAAAUAAAAAAAAAUUAUCAAGGCGAAGGAGUAGUUUUAAAAACACUGCCACUAUAAAAUAUAUCGGUUUACUCUCGCGGCUCUGCGUGUUUAUGAGAUUGUGUUACUUAUUGUGUAUAAUUCGCCGAAGUUUUUCUUCCUUAUAUUGAAUUAUCUUAACAGAUGGACGAUUGAGGUUCUAUUUUUAGAAACAGGCCGGUUGAAAGGGUACAAAAGAAAAAUGCUAAGAAUUUAGUAUCUUAGGAACAUUGGUGUUUACUUAAAAACUUUGGUCUUUGCAAUCGAUGUAAAUUGAGAGCUUUACUUAUAAAGUAUACAUACAUGGCAUUAUGGUAUUCGUAUAUCAUAUAAGAUUAUAAGAUACGAUAGGUAGAUAGAAAACCAUAUAUCAAUUUGAAAAAGUUAUGCAAAUUGUCGAUCGUGGUUUAUACUUUAUAAUGGCCUUUGUUUUUUAUCUUCGUAUUUGAUCUGGUUGAAUAAUCUUCAUAAUAUUAGUACUCUGUACUAUGUUUGAAGCCUCUUUUUUUUUUAAAUUAUUCUCUGAGGUUUACACGUUUUGAAUCAAAAUCUAAUGGUAAUGGUGAAUGGUAUAUUGAUGUUGCAAUAAGACAAAUAUACAAUAUACAAUUAAUGCAGUAGAUGAAAAGAGAAUAUUCUAAGAGAAACAGAAAGAGAGAUAUAAUGUGAGAAAUAUAUUGUAUUUUCAAUUCUGUAGAGUAUUUUACUAAUCGACAUAUUGUUAUUAAAUUGUCAAAGAAUUAAGAACCAGCUCUGAUAAUGCUACUUCGACGAAGAGUUAACAGUACAAGCAGUUUACUUGCUAUUGUUUAUUUAUUUAAUAUUAAUGCUAUAAGUAAUGGGAAUGAAAAAAUGACAAAUAGUAACGAGUCCUUCUAGAAUAUUGUGAUAGAAAAAACCGCGUUUGCUCGAACCUCACGGUACUUAUUAUUAACAGUUAUUGUUGUAAUGAGAAAAAAAUGUAGAUUGUUUGACGAAUUUAAUACUUGUCAGACAUGGCUCUAUAUCUUAUAAUAUAUUAUUGAGACACGUUAUUAUAUCUAUGCCACAGAUAUUACCUAUAUUUGAGAGAUUAUUAUGUUCAUCAUUGUUAUCGAAUGAUGAAACUAUUGUAAAUAUUUUAGUUAAAAUACAGUAUUAAAAGUAAUAAUUAGUAAUAGGCUAUUAAUAGCUCGUUUACGCCUUAAGUACAGAGAAUAAAAUAUAAUAAAACAAUAUUUUAAUUGUC